Molecule: messenger RNA, 8129 nt
Organism: Ctenopharyngodon idella (grass carp)
Lineage: Eukaryota; Metazoa; Chordata; Actinopteri; Cypriniformes; Xenocyprididae
Gene: gpr26
Product: G protein-coupled receptor 26
Exons: 3
Coding region: 5736-6785 (349 amino acids)
Biological process (GO): adenylate cyclase-activating G protein-coupled receptor signaling pathway
Cellular component (GO): membrane
Molecular function (GO): G protein-coupled receptor activity
Source: RefSeq, a predicted model, not a curated record
AACUGGCCCUUCCAUUUAUUUUGUUUUGUUUUUAAUGGAAGUAAAAUAAGGUAUUUUGGAGAAGGUUUCAGCUGUUUUGUCCAUAUUAUCAGGUUUUGUCCAAUUAUAAAUUGUGUGUUAACUGUACGUCCUUUGUGAAGCUUGAAAGUUUUAGCUCCAUUGACUUUCACAAAAUGGACAAAAACAGCAGAGACAUUCUUAAAAAUAUCUUCUUUUGUGUUUUGAGAAAAGUAAAAAAAAAAAAAGAAAGUUCCAAGUAUGGAACUAUAUGAGGGCGAGUAAAUAAUGUUUUUAUUUUGUUCUGUUUUUUUUUUUAUUUAUUUAUUUUUAUGAUUUAUCUAAUUAAACUCAGUUGGAAAACAAUAGUGCCCUCACAGUCUUGCUAAACAUGACAGAUUAACCCUGACUGUGACCUCUGUAAACAGACCAAACAGCACUUAUACUCUGCCCCCUGGGUCUGUGCCCAGACAAUGCACAUAGGCAUUAUGGGAUGCUGAUGAUGUGUUUAUUAUGUUUGCUAAGAAGUGAUGACAAACUUGUUUAACAAGAAUGGUUUCAGUAAAGGUCAAGCCCUCCCUCUAGUGGUAAAAACAAGGAGCUCACAUUCAAACAUCUAGAAAAGUAAGCAAUUAUUCAAAUAAAAGCAUAUACAGUACCAUUUGUAAGUAGGGCCGAACUUAGCAAUACCUAGAAGCUGAUUAAGCCAAUUAGCUCAACAACCAUAACAGGACUGUUUUCAAACAAAAUUAGCAGUGGAGAACACCACAGAGCAAGCUGGGUAUUGGGAAGAAGUUGGGGGAAAUCCCAGGUAAGUAAUGUUGAUUUAAAGGAGGGCCCCAUUCCUGUCUUUGCCUAGGCCCCAUAAAUAGUAAAUUCCCAUCUAAUCACACAACAACUAGUGUCAAAACAACAUAUUUUCAUCAGGAAAGCAUUAUGCUUGUGAGAUGAAGACUAGACUUUGUUCAGUCUGGGCUCCAGCUGUGAGUGACUAAUCAGUUCAAUCACCACAGAAAAUAAAUGAGCUAUAUCAAAAUAAAGAUGAAAUGCCUCAGAGACAAAUCACAGAAUAUGCAGUGCAUACAUAAUAAAUAUAACCGCCCUCAAACAAAUAGAAACUGACAAUAAAUAAAUAAAAUUUUGAGUUUUAAUCAAGCUCAAGCCCAAAGCCAAAGCAACAGAACUUAUUACACAAGGACUGCAGUCAAACAUUUAACCAGUUUAACCACCAGAUGGAGCCACAAACACACAAAAGAACCUGACAUAAAAAGGACCCAUUUGAAUCUAGCAAAAAUACAUUCGAAUGAAAUCUGGUAGUGGAACUUUACCAACACUCUCAUUGCACAGAUCAAUGUAUUGCAGUAUUUGCAGCCUUUUCCUUUUUUCUUUAGAAAACCUGGACCUGAAGCAGAAGACCAGAAUAUUUUACAACCUAAAUGAGCUGAAUUAAAUAUCUUAUUAAAUAUCAAUGUUUGAAAUACAGCACUUAAACCAGUCAAACUGGACUGUGAACGCAAGCCUUACAUCACAUGCAACAAGCAACACAAUAAUGAAUCUAGCAGAAUCAUUCAGCAGUGGAACCAGAAUGCAACGCAUCUAGUCUACAGGGUAGCAUUUCACGGUUUUUACCAUGCAGAUCAUGUGUACAUUACAUACGUUCACAGGGUUUGGGGAAAUUACAGUACACACAAAUCUCAGGCUGUGUAUUCUGGGCUAUAGAAACAAUAGCAUCAUCUAAUCAGACACAAUUACCAUCAGUAUAAUCCACUGGAGCACAAAAUGAAAUAUGUACAUUCAAAUGAAUGAUUUUGACAUCCUCCUUGCCUUGGGCUCGGUCAACCUGUGCUUCUCAGUGUUUUAAUGCAUGCCUAGAUGAAUGGACUGUCAAGUUUGAGAAAAAACAUAUAAGCAAAUUAAUAUAAAAGAUCAACAGUUCAAUGAAAGAAACCCAGCGAGAAGGAAAAGAUGAGAGUCCCUUAGCAAAGCUAUACAGCCUUUGUACCAUGUAGAAACAUGAAUUCAGUGGACCAAAAGAACAUGAUGUCCUGUGGCAAGAAUGAUACCAGUAGUCCAACAUCAACAGAAUCGCCAACGUAUUUCAACCACUGCGCUUCCUGCAAGCUCAAAAUGUCCAUUAAUAUUAGAGGCUUUUGACUGUGGACUAAUAUAAUAUAAUAUAAUAUAAUAUAAUAAUAUGACAAAAUAAUGGCAAGUAUUUAGCAAAGUCAAAGCAAGCUUUGGCAGGGACACAAAAUGAUUAAGCUUCCACUUAAAGUAUGAUUUUUCCAGACUAAACAAUAUUUGCUAAUAUUUUAAAACACUAAUUAGAUCUAAAAAAAAAAAAAAAAAGGGGGAAAAUUUUAUUGAAUUAUGCAGAAAAGGAGAUGGAGAUAAAAGCCUAUGUUUCACAUCAAGAUAAGCUGUCCGUAUCGCCCCCUCAAGAAGAAUAACGAGAUCUGUGCAGCUGCUCCACUGAUUGGUCAAAAUCGUUCAUGCUGUCACAAAGGAUCAUGGGAUGGACCACCACACACCCACUGCCCAGACAGCGUGGGCGUUUCCGUGGUAACAGAGGACAGCGGCGAUCUUUACGCGGCCUCAGCGAGCCACUAAUGAGUAUGAGUGAGAGUGUGUGUGUGUGUGUGUGUGAGUGCGUGCUUCAUGCUGCAGUGCAAACGGGGGGUUAUGUUGUAAGAGACACUGCAGUGAAAUAGAAAUGCAUCUAAACUAGAAUCUAAGCUGGUGUGUGUCUGUGUAAACUGAUCUUCUCGUAAAAGUAAAUGUCAAGGUUGCUUUCUAAUUAGAAAGUAAUUCCCCAAUAUCUGGUAAAAGGAAAAAACUUCAAAUGUCAUUUUCGUGCCAGUCAAAAAGUGCUAUUGUUAUCAAUACUGUUAAAGUCAACAUGAAACGGAAGUUUUGCAAUAGUGUUUUCUUCCCUAUUGUGACAUACACCGAUCAGGCAUAACAUUAUGACCGCCUUCCUAAUAUUGUGUUAGUCUUCCUUUUGCUGCUAAAACAGCCCUGACCUGUCGAGACAUGGACUCCACUAGACUAAAGGUGUGCUGUGGUAUCUGGCACCAAGAUGUUAGCAACAGAUCCUUUAAGUCCUGUAAGUUGCGAGGUGAGGCUUCCAUGGAUCGGACUUGUUUGUUCAGCACAUCCCACGGAUGCUCGACUGGAAUGAGAUCUGGGGAAUUUGGAGGCCAAGUCAACACCUCAAACUCGUUGUUGUGUUCCUCAAACCAUUCCUGAACCAUUUCUGCUUUGUGGCAGGGUGCAUUAUCCUGCUGAAAGAGGCCACAACCACUAGGGAAAACCUUUUCCAUGAAAGGGUGUACAUGCAACAAUGAUUAGGUAGGUGGUACGUGUCAAAGUAACAUCCACAUGGAUGGCAGGACCCAAAGUUUCCCAGCAGAACAUUGCCCAAAGCAUCACACUGCCUCCGCCGGCUUGCCUUCUUCCCAUAGUGCAUCCUGGUGCCAUGUGCUCCCCAAGUAAGCGACACACACGCAAAAGAAAAUGUGAUUCAUCAGAUCAGGCCACCUUCUUCCAUUGCUCCGUGGUCCAGUUCUGAUGGUCACGUGCCCAUUGUUGCCGCUUUCGGCGGUGGACAGGAGUCAGCAUGGGCACCCUGACUGGUCUGUGGCUAUGCAGCCCAAUACGCAACAAACUGCGAUGCACUGUGUAUUCUGACACCUUUCUAUCAGAACCAGCAUUAACUUCUUGAGCAAUCUGAGCUACAAUAGCCUUCGCUCCCCACAUGCAUCAAUGAGCCUUGGCUGCCCAUGACCCUGUCGCCGGUUCACCACUGUUCCUUCCUUGGACCACUUUUGAUAGAUACUGACCACUGCAGACCGGGAACACCCCACAAGAGCUGCAGUUUCAGAGAUGCUCUGACCCAGUCGUCUAGCCAUCACAAUUUGGCCCUUGUCAAAUUCGCUCAAAUCCUUACGCUUGCCCAUUUUUCCUGCUUCUAACACAUCAACUUUGAGGACAAAAUGUUCACUUGCUGCCUAAUAUAUCCAACCCACUAACAAGUGCCAUGAUGAAGAGAUAAUCAGUGUUAUUCACUUCACCUGUCAGUGGUUAUAAUGUUAUGCCUGAUCGGUGUAUAUGCAACCAUACACACGUGCACUCACACAGACACGUGCACAUGGCAUGCACACAUACAAAUUCAUGUACACAAAGUGACAGGAAAUUCUUCUGACAUAUCCCGCAGCCAAGCAAACAAGAGCCAAAUGCAUCAAGCUUGGCUCUCCCCUCAAUCUCAAUCUCUAUUUUCGUAUUCAAAAGUGGAGCCAAGUCACAGCAUAGGCUGUUCUUCUUGUUAGCAAUAGUACAUUAUUAUUGAGAGAUGGCACUUUUAAAAACAUGCUAAAAAAAAGUGUGGUAUGUGUUUUUAACUCAAUAUAACCUUCAAGUAUCUACUAAACGUGUUUGUGAAAACAUUACAUCAGCCAAAUUUUUAAGCUGCACUCUCAAAACAUUGCAAACUUGAACAGAAUUCAACAGAAACAUGAUUCUCUGUUCAAUUUAGAGCAUGCAAACCCUGUGCAGAUGUAUACUGAAAACGAUUUGGCUUUAACAAUAAAUACAUCCUAUUUCUCCCCAAGGUAGCUUAAAUCAAUACUUUACCAAAGCUUUGAUUAAAAGUCGCAAGGUGCUAGACCUCUCCUUCACUCUCUAUUUCUCUUUGUGUCUGCCUCUAGCUAUUCCAUUUGCUGUUAAGAAGAGCUGCUCUCAGUUAAUCCGAUUAUUUUUUUACCCUGUCUAGAAAUACUUUGAUAUUAAUCAAACAUUUGAUUGUCAGAGAUUAUAAUUUAAAAUUCCAAUUUUCAUAAAAAUCUUCAGCGUGUCUCUCAGUAUGUUAAAUGGUGAGGACAGAAUGUCCUCAGCCAAACUCAGGCAGUACAUUAACAUGUGCCUGAUAUUCAUAUCUUAAUAAAAGCAUGUCCUUUUCAUUACACAAUUAAUUCUGGCCCAUAUACAUGUGUUUAGUGUACUCCUUGACACUAAUUUACACAGUUUAAGAAUUUCUAAACAUCUUUUAUUCGAAGUAGGUAAAUAUGUCAAUAUUAUAUCAAAGUCUGAGACAUAUAGUUCUGUAAACCACCAAGUUACAAACGUUGAAACUAAAUGUGUGACAUCGUGUUUCUAAAUGCAUAAAAAGUGACUACUACUGCACUUCUAGAUCUUUUAGGGUGAAUGAAGCUGUGUGCGCGAGCGAAACAUAACAUUUUACCCGGAGACCCGGGAUUUUGCCUCAUCGUGACGUGAAAGAGUUCCCUUUCGACAAAUAUAACACUUUCUAAAUUUAGUCUCCUCAAAAUAUCAAUUCCCUGACGAUUCCUUUGAAGCUAGUCACGUGUUAGCAUUUCGUGAGUGUGUGUGUUGGGGGGGUGGGGGUGACAUUUUGACAUAUAAAGCUGCUUCAAGGGCGAAUUCUGCAUUAGAAGCGCGCGCAAAACCGAACUGCGCAAUUGCGCGAGGAAUUCGUUGAGGGAGCGCGGAUUAAUCGUCCAGUCUCGAGAUUUCGCGAAUCAACUGCUCGGAUGGAUUACGCCAACUCUUUGCGGAAUAAACGGAGGUCAGAGUCAUGGAGAGCAGUGCAUCGACCACCCGUGCACCGCUGGAUAUCACGUCCAGGAAUCUACAAGUUGUACUGAUGCAAUUUAGUUCCCCGUUAUGAACUGUCCUGGAGUUGCGGUUCAAAGUUAGGGGCUUUAAGAGCGGGGAACACCAUGCACACCGCAGAGCUCGCGCUCUCUGUCCUACUUGUCGUGAUCAUCGUAGUGUCGCUGCUGUCCAACGUGCUGGUGCUGAUCUGCUUCCUGUACAAUGCAGAAAUUCGCAAGCAGGUUCCUGGCUUGUUUAUACUCAAUUUAACGUUCUGCGACCUGCUUCUGUCCGCCUCCAGCAUGCCGCUGACUCUUUUCGGGGUGUUGAGUAAAGCGCAUCCCGGAGGACAGGUUUUCUGUCAGGUAGUCGGGUUUCUGGACACUUUCCUGACUACCAACUCCAUGCUGAGUAUGGCAGCGCUCAGCAUCGAUCGGUGGGUUGCUGUGGUGUUUCCUCUGAGUUAUCAUUCCAGGAUCCGUCACCGGGACGCUGUGAUCGCUCUGGCUUACACGUGGGUGCACUCCUUGUCCUUUUCUGUGGUUGCCGCGUGCCUCUCCUGGGUGGGCUACCAUCAGCUGUAUGCUUCGUGCACACUCUGUAACGGCAGGGCGGUCCAUGCCAAGACCCAGUUCGCGAUAUACACGCUGGUGCUGCACGCGUUCACGUUCCUGCUGGUGUCAGUGGUGCUCUGCGUCACGUACCUGAAAGUGCUCAAAGUAGCGCGCUUUCACUGCAAGCGCAUAGACGUGAUCACCAUGCAAACGCUCGUACUGCUAGUGGACAUUCACCCGAGUGUUCGUCAGCGAUGUCUGGAGGAGCAAAAAAGGAGGAGACAGAGAGCCACCCGCAAAAUCAGUACCUUCAUCGGAACCUUCGUCGUCUGUUUCACCCCUUAUGUCAUCACCAGGAUUGUGGAGCUGUUUGUGACAGAGCCAUUUAAUCCAUACUGGGGCGUGCUGUGUAAGAGUCUGGCAUACAGCAAAGCUGCAUGCGAUCCGUUCGUCUACUCUCUUCUGCGACACCAGUAUCGGAAGACCUGCAGUGACAUCAUAAAUCGACUCAUGAAGCGCAGUUCCCUGAAUGACUCCAGGCAUCAGCAGGAGAAUGGAGAGAUUGGGAGAGCUAAGGAAAUCGUAAAAGAUGGGGAAGCCAAAGUCAGACCUACAGACUGAGGACUCCUGUUGCUAUAGAGAUGAACAAUCACAAAGAUAUAGCUUCGACUCUGGAAGGAGAGAAAACAAUGAAAGUAGAAGAGGCAGCUGGAUAUCAGGCUGCAUUUCUCAACUCAAAAAGAAUUUAAGAUGUUACUGUAGCAAGAGAUUUUAGUAGCAAAAGAGAUUUUUUAAAAAAAAUAUUCUUUCUUUCUCUUUCUCAUCCAUUCUGAAGUCAAACUACUGUAAAGCUGCAAUCCACGAGAGCUGCUAGUUAGCCAACAUUCAAAGAGAAUCCGUUGGACUUAUUACUUAUCGUGGUCUGAUUUGUCUCUUAUGUUAUAGUGAUAAAGUGCUGUUUAGAUUUAUGAAUAGGUGACUGCUUUGACUUCAGUUGAGUAACAUGGUCAAAUGUGAGAAAACAGCAGAUCGCUUCUAACAUUGUGAGUUUUUCAAAACAGAAUAAGAAACAAUAUUUUCUAGAUGAUGUUUUAGUGGAACUCAAUGGCAUGUGGCUUUGAUAUUUUUGUAGCAUGUAUUGUAUUUUCAGGGUUUAGAUAUGAAGUCCCAAAGCAAAUGGCAGACCUGUUCUUAUGGUGCCUUUAUUUAUUUUAUUUAAUUAUUUAUUUAAAACAAAACCUCUAUAGACUGAAUUUUAGUUAACUGAAAUUAAGAAGCUCAUUUCAGCAGAGAAUUGUAGAGAAAUCAUGUUGUAUAAACCAAAGGUACAAAGGAGAUAAAAUAAGUAUUUAUUGAGCGUGAAACACAAUAGGACUUAAAAAAAAAUGUUAGAUUAAAUUCUGACAGCACAAACAGUCUCUUUUUCUAACUUGCCUCUGAAAAUUAUGUGUGAAAAUAUUGUGCAAGUGCCUGAAGUGCUGUCAUGUGAAUUUAAUUAAAUGUUCUCUGUGUGGGAACACUGGCCACAAGAUAUAGGAAAAAAAAAUACUUGCAAAAGACCUAAACGUUGGGAAAAAAGAAUGAAAAAAAUAUAUAUAUUUUUCUUUCCCCAAUUUUCCUGUUGAGUUCUACAAUGCUGUUCUUUGUCAAUGUAUAUAUGCAUACACAUUUUUGUAUUUUUAAAGAGUAAAUCAUUUCUACAGGGUAAUUUAUAUCUGAAUGUCACUCUAUAGUAAAUAUGUAUUGUUUUAUUUUUUGUAGCGUGCACGUACAGGUAUGUGUGCGACUGUGAUAUUUGGAAGUGGGAAUAUUAUUACACUUUGAGGGUGUUUAUGUAUAAAACUACAUGUUUAAAUGUUUUCUUUUGUGCAAAUGUAAAGCCUUAGGAAGAAACAUGUCUAUUUUUGUUAAACAGAAAAAAUGUAGUUUUAAAUUUUGCUACAUAAAUAUCUUUGUGACUUUGCU